Messenger RNA from Sebastes umbrosus (honeycomb rockfish), 4049 nucleotides. RefSeq names its product proline-rich transmembrane protein 4. The transcript has 3 exons. The coding region runs from base 636 to 3479 and encodes 947 amino acids. The record is from RefSeq and is a predicted model, not a curated record. Lineage: Eukaryota; Metazoa; Chordata; Actinopteri; Perciformes; Sebastidae.
ACAGCAUCAGUCGUAAAUUAAACUCAAUGGCAUGUAUUGAUCUGUAGCACUGGUUCCAUCCGGGUGACGAGCGUGUUCUGACCCCUAUGACAUAUUUAUUCCUUUUUUUCUUUCCUUCCCUGUACUUCUCUUCUUCUCAUGCUAAACAUCCCAUACAGUACUCCACACACACACACCAUGAGAUGUGUGUGUGAAUGUAUGUGAUGAACAGAAGCAGCAGUAAGAGAUGAUACUGAGCGUGGUGUGGAUGAUGAUGAUGCCUCAGAUAGAACGGGAGAUUGUGCAAACUGACUGACUGUCAGAUCGGUGCAGCGGCAGAGAGUGGGACAGCGGGGGUUGUCUCGGGGAGGUGGGGUCUGUCCCAUGUGUCGACCGUCUGAUGGAGAGAAGAGGGGCAUAGCACAGUGAGUAUGAGAGGACACAGAGUGCUACGCUGAGAGAGAGAGACUGCAGGCAUGAUGCAGCGACACGGAGGGGCAUGUAUGUUUAAAGAGGCUGCAGCAGAGUGAGGUGUGUUAAGCAUGAGCUCCCCAGAGACCUGAGGUUAAACAUCUGUAAAGCAUGUGAUUGGACAAACAAUACCCCUGAACACCUACAGCAUGUGAUGUUGCGGUGGAGUUUGCAGACCCUUCGCCAUGCUCUCUCUGUGGAUUCUUUAUCUUCUUCUCCCCCUCUCCUCGCCUCUCUCACUGCAUGUCAAAGCCCUCGCUGGAGAAAAUGUCAAGGAGACAGACACUGACACAGCGUCGCAGCGUCUCACACAGCCCCCACAGAGACCUCGUAGAUCUGGUUUAGCACCGGGGAAUCCCACGUUUGGGACUGAGAAUGGUGACUUACCUGUGAGUUGGCCUCUAUCAUCAUCAUCUGAGGAGUUAGAUAGACAAGGUGUGAUCGGUGAAUAUGUUGAUGUACAGGAGAGCACAGAGACAUCUCUUUUGUAUCCUGGCGAGAAGGGACUUAUCAUAUCCGGACCCACAGAUACAGAGGAUGCCACGCAAACAAUGAGGUCUUCAUCAGGAGGAGUACCACCUCAACCUAGCCAGGAACAAACAUUAAAGUAUCAGCCAGCUGAGACAGGUAUUGGAUCUAUAUUGCAUCCUACGGAGAGUGGAGAGAAUCAGAAGAAUGAGACGACUGAUAGCCAGUUACCUUUUCUUCUGUCUGGCCCGCUUCCAUCAGACCAGAACCCCACUUCACCGCCGUCUGCUGGAUCUGGCCCUGAUGGCCCUACCCUACCAGUAGCCAGUUGGGGACGGACCAGGAACCUUUCUGCUAUCACGCAGGGAGAGACACAGCAGGGGACUUUCCCAGUGAAAGAGGCCGGAGAUGGAUUGAUUGAUAUUAGGGGUCGUAUUUUACACAGAGGAGCUGUCAGCAUGGAGGCACAUAAAGAUGACUCCAAGGAUGAUGACCCGAAUUUCUCAAAGCCCAGUGGCACACUGUUGCUUGAUGGCGACACAGACACGUCUGCCACACCCUGCAAAACAUCAGACCAGUCUUGGACUCCCACCUACCCAGAUGACGAGUCCCUGCGCCCCUCUCUGGCUCUCAGCCCUGCCCUUUUCGUCCCUCUGUACUCCGACUGGAACUCUGCCCUCGCCACAUGGGGAUUUGCGUGGGAAGCGCACGUCUAUGGCCUGGGGUCUGUCUUUACUGCGUUUGGCCUGAUCUCUGUGGUCUGCCUGCUAGGCCUGCCCCUGCGGUGUCCUCCGGGAAUCCCCUACUUCACCCUGCUGCACUUGUUCCUCCUAGCAUUUGCUGGGAUCCAGGCGUUCUGUUUGCUCUACGAUGCUUACAAUCACCAGGACCGUCUCCCUCCUCUGGGCUCUCUGCUGCUCUCUGAGCUGCCCUUCCCCUGUUUGAUCGCAGCCUUCUCCCUCGCCUUCAUCCUUCUGUCCCUGCGUUCGCGAAUGCACCUUUCACUCCCACUUGCGAACUCCACCUCGUUCUCAGCCUUGCCCAAACCUUGCCUGUUGCUGUGCAUGUCCCUGUUGUAUUCCGUCGUCUCUCUAGGGUGCGUCGGCAUGCUCCAGCUCUUUCACAGCCUCCCCUCCGUCAUCCUGCUAUUCCCCCAGGGUGUGUUUGUGUGUCUCACCAUCUUUCUCUCAUGCUCCUACCUCAUCUUUUACUGCUUAAUGCAGUUCAACACUAAACACGUCUACAGGCUGAAUGACAACGGAGAGAGCGGAGGGUCUCCUGAAGUGAUGCGACCUGCACGUUGCCCCUUCGCCAAAGUGGAGGACUGGGGAAGGGCAGCGGGAGCUGGAGUAGGAGCUUCGUUGUGUUUGUUAGGGUGCGGAGGCCUCCAGUUUUAUGGGAUCCUGCACGCCCUUGGUUUGGGUGGGGUUGACGGCUAUGGGUUCCAGCCCUGGCCCUGGUGGGGCUACCAGGUCGGCUGCAGGCUCUGUGAGGUCGGGGUGUGUCUAGGUUUGUCUCUCAUUGGUUCGCACCCUCUAUUCUGCAACAACAACUCCUCCAUUAAGACCAUAGCUCAUCCCAGACCAGGAUCUUGGUCCCGCCUCUCCUGCAGCUCCCCUUCACGAGGGCUCACCCUGCCCUCUCAGGGAGCUGCAGACUCUCCUGUCCUCUCAUCUCACGACUCUUGGUCCCAGGGCAAGCAGGAAAAGCUGGUGGUCUGUGAUGUCAUCUCUAAGGGACAGUCAGAGGCUCUUCCUCUUUUCUCAAUGGUGGAUCCACCUGGAAACGGGCUAGACUGCGUCCCCAAGUCCAGCCAAAGCCGGAGAACUGUGCUACCUCUCCCUGCACCCCCAAGCCCACCGCACCAGCCUAAAAACGCAGUUGAGUCUCAGCGAUCAUCACUGGAUAGCUUCGGACUGGACUCAACCGUGGAUCUGCGGCCCCCGUCUCCCAUAGACUUGUCCCGCAGCAUUGACCAGGCUCUGUUCAGUGAGUCGCUGUUCUCUCACAGUAUCUUUGGUUUGCCGAGACUCGUCCAAACUUCCUCCAGCCACUCGUUGAGCUCUCCUAGCCAAGGUGCGUCAAAGCAAGGGCCCAGCUCUGUGGAAAACGCCCUAUACCGAACCUCUUCCUGUGGUGACGUGGAAGAAGAGUCCAGUUCAAGACCUUCCCAGCCACUCGGCUCUUUGACGCCUCACAGCAAGCCACCGACGUCACCAGAGCAAUGGGACUGGAAAGAGAGCGUCUCUGGUUCAACCCAGGGCCUGUGCGGAAAUCCCAAGGAGACGGGAAAGCUGCGCUCACAUUCGUGGGCCAACAGAGGUCAAAACUUUGCUCAGAGCAGCCUCCCGCGAGCAAUCCCCCACCUGUCUUACCACAGGCGUUACCGAACCCUGAGCUUAGCCUCCCAGGACAGUCACGGAUCUGGCCGGCUGGCGGGGACUAAACACCUGAGUGAGAGCAAACAGCUGGAAUGGGAUCUGGAGGUACAGGCAGAGUUCGUCAGUGUUUGUAAACAAAUUGACACUCUAAGUGUUUGCAGUGACACCAUUGAAUUGUAGAAAGUUAUGAUUGAAAUCAUGAUGUUGUACAGAAAUAGCAGACGGAUCAUGUUAGAUGGAGGAACUGUAAAAGUUAUACAGAUGAAAAUAAUUACCUGAACUAAUGAAAGGGGAAUGGACAAUAUUUAUAUAAUAUGUAGACCCAACUUAUUAUCUAUAAAUAUGUUGAUAUUAUAUAGGCUGUCUUCAUCACAGUUCAUCUCCGUUUUAAUAUUUGUAUAACUGAAAAAGUUAGACGUGCACAGAAGGACUUAAAUAAUGAGAUCAGCCCCUUUGAGCUCUUCCCCAUUGUGAUUUUAUGGACAGAAUAUUUCAUCUACAUUGGUAAACAACAACAAUACAAAUUAAAAUCUAAUUCACCGGAGGGAGCUGUUUGUGAUGGUGAAGCAUGAUAUUUUGCCGGCACAUGAUCAGCAACUUGCUGGCCAUUAAGUUGUGUACAGAGUUAGCAAAAUUUUACUUCAUAAUGGGAACAGAUAUUUUGUCAUGUAAUGCUUUCCUCAGAGGUUUAUCACAUGUUAUUUCAAUGUGGUGUAAUAAACUUAGGAAGUCAAGGAAAAUUCAUAUAUA